AUGAGUCAGGGAAUUGUUCUGAACUACGAAUAUAUUGGCUCACAUAUCAAAAAAUAUAUUGAAGAGAAUAAUCUCUUUAGCACAUUCGAAGUAGAAGAUAUCAAAUCAAUCAUGAAAUUCGCGAAUUUAACACCUGAUGACUUCAAUUCUCUUCUUGCGCAAUCUCAUUCUGUAAUUUCAGCACGAAAAUUGUUUACCUGCACUCAAAACGCAAAUAUUUCAAUAAACAACUUACAAGAUGCCGUUUCAACACUUAAAUCAGUUCAAAAGUACAUGAAGAUGCGAAUAUUCAAAGGAAUUAUUGGCAUUUUAGAACAAUUACAAAAGGAUCAAUCCAUUACAACAAAUAAAAUCGAAAAACUUCAAGCAGAUUUAAAUCGGAUUCAAAAAGAAAAAGAAAACGUUGAGAAAAAAAUGCAAAUUCUUCACUCUCAACUCAAAGAGAAAGAAGAAAACGAAUUCCCAAAAGAAUUUCUUUCGAAAAUUUCCGAACUUAAAAAUUCUAAAGAUUGCUUAACAAUCUACUACUUCUUUGACGAAAUUUCAAAAAAAGGAAAUCAAAAAAUGAUGCAAAAAGCAUGCCAAGAAGAACUUUGGAAAAAACAAGAAGAUAGAUAUGAUGGUAAAAAUGUACUUCAUUAUGCAUCUUAUGAAGGAAAUCUGAGACUUGUUAAAUCUCUCAUUAAAUGUGGCUGUGACAAAGAAAUCAAGAGCAGAAGAGGUUUUACGGCUCUAUACUGUGCAUCAGAAUUGGGCCGUCUUGAAGUCAUUAAAUAUCUUAUCUCAGUUGGAUGUAAUAAAGAACCAAAGACUUCUAAUGGAUAUACUCCACUCAUAUGGGCAUCAAUAAAUUGUCAACUUGAUACUGUUAAAUAUUUUAUCUCCAUGGGAGCUGAUAAAGAAGCAACCACUAGUGAAGGAUAUACUCCACUCAUUUUUGCAUCAGAAUAUGGCCGUCUUGAAGUUGUUAAAUAUCUUAUCUCAAUUGGAGCUAAUAAAGAAGCAAAGACUAAUGAUGGAUCUACUUCACUCUUUAAAGCAUCACAAUGGGGCCAUCUUGAGGUUGUUAAAUAUCUUAUCUCAGUCGGAGCUAAUAAAGAAGCAAAGACUAAUAAAGGAUAUACAGUACUUGAUACUACGCAUGAAGAAGUAAAAGAAUAUUUAUUAUCAAUUGCAAGAAAAUAA
This is a messenger RNA of Trichomonas vaginalis G3, 1185 nucleotides long. RefSeq names its product spectrin binding. The transcript has a single exon. The record is from RefSeq and is a predicted model, not a curated record. Gene Ontology annotation, molecular function: protein binding. Lineage: Eukaryota; Parabasalia; Trichomonadida; Trichomonadidae. The coding region runs from base 1 to 1185 and encodes 394 amino acids.